Messenger RNA from Megachile rotundata (alfalfa leafcutting bee), 2371 nucleotides. Its product is annotated as BBSome complex member BBS7. Gene Ontology annotation, molecular function: protein binding. The record is from RefSeq and is a predicted model, not a curated record. Lineage: Eukaryota; Metazoa; Arthropoda; Insecta; Hymenoptera; Megachilidae. Gene Ontology annotation, biological process: cilium assembly; intracellular transport; intracellular protein localization. Gene Ontology annotation, cellular component: ciliary basal body; axoneme; BBSome.
AUUGCUAACCAAAAUGACUUUGCCAUUAUCAAGGUUUGAUUAUGCAACUGUGGGUGUUACAUCUCGAGGUACACUGAAAGUUUUUCCUGCAACAGAACAUAGACAGACACAGAAAUUUGCCGUUGCUGAUCAUGAUGGAAUACUUUAUGUUUAUGGUGUGAAGAAAGGAGAGUUGCAACUAUCAUUUAAAUCUUUACCAGGACCCAAAAUUAAUAAAUUGGUUCUUGGUGGUACCACUCGUGACAAGAUUUUUAUUGCCCAAGAAAAUACAGUGAAGGGCUACACCAAGAAAGGAAAAUUGUUCUUGGAGUUUGAUACAAAUCUCAUAGACCCUAUCACAUCCCUAUAUGUGCUUGGUCCAAAUCUUGCAGCAUGUGCCAGAGACCUUUAUCACAGAUACCAUGACUGCAAAGAUGCUGACUCUUAUUUAGCUGGUGAAAUUUUAUAUGAUGUAGUACUCCUGCCUACUGAUGGCACCUUCGUUUAUGCUAUAAUUGCUUGUGGAGACUGUGCUAUACGAGUUCUUCAUGGUACAAAAAGCCCAGCAGUUCUUCGACUUCCAAGUGUACCCACAGUAUUAGCUUUGUGCAGGGACCGUGAUAUUGAAUCUAAAGAACAUAUUUUAGUUGGAACUAUGGAUGGCAAAGUAGGGUUGCUGAUUCUUGAAAGUAAUAAGACUCUGAGAAUCACUUGGAUAUUAAACAUGACAGGAUCAGAAGUGACUUCUUUAGACACCUACGAAUUGCAAGACGGAUUAGACAUACUUAUUGGGCGACAAGACGGUACUGUUGAAGUAUAUACCUUCCCUGAAGAAGACACGUCAUCUUUCCUUCGAUAUCGUUACAACGCCAGUGAAAGCAUAAGUUCAGUGGUAGGUGGAACAAUAGGAGCAGCAGGAUAUCCUGAAGUAUUAGUCGCAACAUACUCAGGAAGAAUAUUUGGUUUGACUACUAGACCACCAGGAUUGUUGGAAGCUGAUCAAAAUGAUGGUUUGAUAAAACUGAAAGCAGAAAUACAACAAUUACAGGAGAAGCUUAAUGAGGAGAAGGAAACAACUAAUUUCACAGCCGACCCCUUAACACCAUUGAUUUUAUCAGUAAAUUACAGAAUGCUUCUGAACAGAGAUGAUGCAUCAUACUCGCUUUCUGUAGAACUGGAUACACCAAUUGAUAAUAUUUUAAUACAGUCAGACACACCAGUUGAGCUGCUGGAUGUAGAGAGUAACAGUGCAGUUGUUAGUCUUUCAAUCUGUAAUCCUAGAGAAGGCAAUUUUAUUCUUGCUACCUAUCGUUGUCAAGUAAAUACCAAUCACCUUGAAAUGAGGCUGAGAACUAUUGAGGGUCAGUCUGGUACCUUACAAAUUUAUGUAACUUCACAGGUAUGUUUCAUUAAUAUAGUUAUGACUUAAAACUAUAGACUGUUCUUCAUGUAGGUACAACCAAAGUGCUGUCGUAAAAUAUCAAUUCCUAUAUGUGCACUAUCUCUUCAUGUAAGGCUGCACGAAGAUGAUGGUACAGAGCCUCAAGAAAGAGGUCCUUUUAAUGAACUGAAAGUAGUUGGAACCUUCACCAUUGCUGAGAUGCAUGCUUGGCUUUCUCUUGCAUUGCCCGAUGUACCUGAAAGACCUCAUUUAGUAGAAGGAGAAGCUAUUCUGACAUAUGUUUCAUCCUUUAUUGGCACAUUUAUAAAAUGCAAAUAUAAGAAAGGAAGUGCCAUUAUCUUUGGAGAAAAUAUAUCAAGCAUCAUAAUUCUCAGAGAUGUACUAACAAGAGAAGCAACAAAGAGAAAGAUAAAAUUAGAUGUCUUCUGUGAUGUUGCAGAAGGUAGCAUAUCCAAAGUAUUAGAAUUGAUUCUCCCACGAUUAAACGCUGCUUACGAAUUAACUAUGAAAAUAAAGACUCUGAAUGUUCUUGAAGAAUGGGAGCUGAAAGAAAAUCCAAAAGAAAAUUUGUGUUCAGAGUAUCAAGAGUUGUUACAGAAAGAAACAGAAAUCAAAUCACAAAUGGCGAAAGACAGUGAAAUAUUAGAAAGAUUACAAGCGGUGAUCACAGAUCUGUAUGUCGACUGGGAAAGAGCUAAACGUUCUCGAAGAAUUAAUAGCAAGGACGCUGCGGAAAAGCUCAGUGCAGCGCUUGAAUCUAGAGAGCUGGCACAACUCUUACAAAUUUUCGUUAACACAAGUAACACGGUGCCUGCACCAACUUCAGUACCUUCGAUUAUGUAACGUUUUCAUGGAGAAUGCAAUAAAAAUGGACCACAAUGUUUCUAUAAAUGUCAUUAUGUAAAAAAUAUAUUUUUCAACGACGAUUCGCGAUAUAAACAACUAAUUUAAGUACAAUAUAUACGUAUAUGUAUAUAUAUAUAUAUAUAU